Anthonomus grandis grandis is the source of this 2275-nucleotide messenger RNA. RefSeq lists its product as uncharacterized. NCBI's taxonomy places the organism in Eukaryota, Metazoa, Arthropoda, Insecta, Coleoptera, Curculionidae. The record is from RefSeq and is a predicted model, not a curated record. Bases 36 to 2213 code for a protein of 725 amino acids. The transcript is spliced from 2 exons.
AAGAGGUUAACACGUGUCAAACGUUCGUGACAGAAAUGAUAUUUUUGUAUACUCGUAUCCAAUCCCUUUACAUUUUUUUAACUUUUACUUUAUUAUUUUACCCUGGCACUAAUGGCACGUCAAUUGAAGACUGCGAGCCAAUCCGUACAUCUGGUACCGGUACCGUCCUCUUUAACCCUACUGACGUAUUUAAAACUUGCUGGUCUCAGGAGGAAAUCGCCAUUAUAACCGCUAGGAUUAUUUUAGAAGACGUGAUCCCCGACCGAAGGCUUAUUUCAAUACAAUGCAACGAUGACGUGGAGGAUUUUAUCACUUAUUUUAAGGAGGUUAUCGAAACAAUUCGUGGAAAAACCAAAGCGCGAAAACGCCACAUAAUGUUACUAGCCUUAACAGAUCUACUCGGGGGGUACCUACAUCAUGUAAUUCUACCCAUGGCUCGUAAAGCUUACUAUUCUGGUGCAGUGGAUUACUUAUACAUGGAGAAGCUUAUACAAUUAUAUGAAGAGAUCAAGUGGUUCUUGCGUACAAACGGACAAGGUUGGACCAAACCUAUGGUUGUUACUAAAGAUGUAAAAACCCCUCUAAUUAACAUGGAUACAAUCCAUAAUAAUGUAAGAGUGAACGACACGAGUUGCAAACGGUUGAUGUAUUUCGAACACGAACCGCUUAGAACCAAAAGGAGCGUGAGUGUUGAAAAAGGCAUAUAUUUCCCUUUGCCCUUUUUCGAUGCCAAACUAAAACCUACGGCCAUCGCACUUCCGCUUAAGCGUUAUGGCUUACGGAAUAUCGAAUCUAGGCGAGCCGCUUGCGUUGUGAUGAAAUUCUUUAUAUUAGCGGAAGAGUGUCUAAAAGAUAAAUCGGCCAAAUCUGACAUGGUACAAAAAUUCAGAAAUAACUUAUACACUUGGAUCGAGAAAGAUGUUGUCCCAAAACUACCUGACGAUAAAUUUUAUUCAGCUUUUGGUGGGAUAUUGAGAGUGCAAGCCACAUUAAAGAGUCUUGGUGCUAAAAUAGGGAAUCAACCAUGCAAUCCCGAUGAGGGUGAAGAAGAGAUUAACGCAGUACCUGGCAUUGGUUGCUCUUCACGCAGGAACAAACUUUUCCUUAUCGCAAUGCUCGUUAUAAUUGUUGCAUGGUUCUUGAUCGGAACCUGUUUUAUAUGCUAUCGCAUGAAAAACAACCGCGAGGGAAAACCCAAGGGAUAUAACGAUGAAGGAAGUUCUAAAGAUGCCACAGCUAGUUCCAGCUCUUUUUCGUCUUCAAAAUGGUCAUCGGUCUUAUCAAAAUCCUCGUCAAAAUCCAGCAAGCAGCUCUGCAAGUGCUGCGAGUCCAGCUUAAGUGAAAAAUCAACUACCAAUUAUACAUCUACUAGCGAAUAUGACUCUGAAAAAUCUAGAAAAGCUAGGAUAAGGGGCUCACGAACAUUUAGAAAAAGUAAAAGUUCCGCAUGCGUUUGUCCCAGCAAUGGUCCUGCCAUCAUAGACGCAAAAAACUCUGUAAAAGUCUUGCCCUCUAUAGCGGAAAUGUCUGAGCAAUCAGUCAUGGAAAAAAACCAAGGUUCGUUCAGGAAGAUCUCGUUUGCAGAUGAAUCGGGUGUGUCUAGCAGCGAUGGAGGAAAAAUAUGUGUUCCUCCGUGGACUCAACGAGGCUCCAAUAUGAUUCCUUGCCCCGUUUUAUCAGAGAAAAAUGGUAACUACUCUAGCUCCAUGAGCAAUACCAUGAAAAGUCACAAUCUAUCUGAGGCGCCCUUAGCUAGUUCGUCCAGAAUGGAUAAUCAAACAGAAAACACGUCGAGACAUGAAGGGACUCAGUUAACUGGAAAGGAGUCAGUGAGCGCUCAAUUUGAUGAACCCUUAGCCAACUCAACAUUUAAACAAGAAACUUUUGAUCCUAAUUUGGAACAGUCUAGCAGCGAGCAUAAACGCCCAUUUUCAACAGCUACUAACACCUCAUAUGAAGAUGGAAAUCGGAUUGUCAAGAAAGAAUCUUAUAGGGAUAAUGAAAAACCCCGAAUCAAGGAAGAACCUGGAAUUAAAAAAGAACCCUCAUUUGAUGAUCCAGGGAACGAUAUUCUUAACUAUCAUGCUGCCGCAUGUCACUCUAGUAUUAGUGGUAGUUAUGAUUUAUAUCAUAAGACCGAUCCCAAUAAGCCUUAUAUUUUCGGGUAUGAUUUUCAAACCACCACCUCUUCAGAUCUUAGUGAUGAUGACUAAUACUGUGUAUUAUUUUAGAGUAGCAUUACAGUGAUGUAAAUAAUAUGCAUUUUUUCAAAGUC